GCUCAACCUGCCCGGUACACCGCCCCCAGCAUGUCAUACUGUACGAGCCGCAUGUUCAUUACAAGUGCUGCCUGCACUCAGACAAGCAUUUAACAUCCACCGCACCGUUUGCAGAAUAAAGACCAGCCUGCUACUGCGCACACGCUCGGGAUUUUGCAACAAAACACGAACCGGGGGAGUUUCAUUCUGCACGCCAGGAGUGUUGGAGAUCCGCAGGUUAAUUGCAGUGAGCUGCUCCGACGUUUGGUCGAUAUGCUGGGGAUCUGCGUGUGUCUCUGUGCGGUUUUCACACAUGUCCUCUCUCAGGAGGUUGAGGAGCCCGUCUUCUACACAUGCACAGAGGGGUAUGAGUUUGACACAGUCAGAGAGCAAUGCAGAGACAUCGACGAAUGUGCCUUGUUAAACGAUGCCUGCAAAGGAGGGAUGCAGUGUAUCAACCACUUUGGUGGAUACCUCUGCCUCCCCAAGAGCGCUGUCAUCUAUAUCAGUAAGGAGGGCGAGCAGGUACCAGUGCCGGACCCUGUCGCUCCAGUCCCUGCUGUCCCACCAAGCCAGCCUGAGGUCCCACGGCUGUUUUCAAACAGCCAGAGGUUCUCUCAGUCCAGCCUGACCACCCGCUGUGCAACUGGAUUCACUGCAGAUGAGCAGAACCUCUGCAGAGACAUAGACGAAUGUGCGAUAGGUAGACACACUUGUGGCCCUGAGCAGACGUGCUACAACACCAAAGGCUCCUACACCUGCCAGUGUCCUCCGGGCUAUCAGAGGAACGGAGAGCACUGUGUGGACAGAGACGAGUGUGCCCUGACUCACUAUUGCAUGCACAGAUGUGUGAACACACAGGGCUCAUACUACUGUGAGUGCAACGCAGGUCAUAAGUUGGCCAGCAACAACCACAGCUGUGUUGAUGUGAAUGAAUGUGAUGUGCAGAGUCCCUGUCAGCACCACUGCUACAACCUGAUUGGCUCCUUCCUCUGCCAGUGUGACCAGGGCUAUGAGCUGGCACAAGAUGCGGUCUCCUGCCAAGACAUUGAUGAAUGCAGCUUCUCCAGCUACAUGUGUCAGUACCAGUGUAUUAACAGCCCAGGAAGUUACUCCUGUGAGUGUCCAGAAGGAUAUCAGCUCCAGGGAAACAGGUUGUGUCAAGACAUAAAUGAGUGUGAGACGGGGACCCAUAACUGCCAAGAUGAUGAAAUGUGCUGGAACUAUUAUGGAGGCUUCCGCUGCUAUCCCAGAAACCCCUGCGAGGCACCUUAUGCCAAAACCUCUGAAAAUCGCUGUAUCUGCCGUUCUCAGACUGAGUGCCAGGGUCUCCCACCGUCAAUUGUCUACAAAUACAUGAGCAUCCAGGCAGACCGGACUGUGCCGGCGGAUAUCUUCCAGAUUCAGGCCACCAACAUCUACGCCAACACACACAACACCUUCAGGAUCAAAGCUGGGAAUGAGGGAGGAGAAUUUUUCCUCCGUCGUUCCAGCAAUGUGAGUGCCAUGCUGGUGCUAACCAAGCCUCUGUCAGGCCCCAGGGAGUAUGUCGUGGACCUGGAGAUGGUCACUCACCAUCUGACCAUGAACUACCGCUCCAGCUCACUGCUGCGGCUCACAGUCAUAGUCGGGCCCUACGCCUUCUGAGCACCGCAAUUCCCAGCAGCCCACAUAAGUCUGGUUCAGCAAACAUAGCAGUGUAACACAGCAGAUGCCUGUAUCAGAAUUACAUACUGUACAUUUUCAUACAAAACAUGCAUACAACAUAUAACAUAGGCUGUGCCAGACUCACUCACAGCAAAUCCAAUAGGCUUGCUCAUGACCGACCAGCCCAUGCUGUAAUGUGACCACUGGGCAUCUUUUUCUCCCAGGGUGCAGGGAAGCAUUGUGAUGAAGAGUUUUUAGUGUCCUGGGGAGUCAAGCACUGUGUUUCAAAAAGAGCACUUAACAGUAAAACAAUUUUAAUCUUUAAAGUUGUUUACUUUAAGUGCCUGAAGUGGACAUAGGAAAUAUGCUGGAUGCAGUGUUUUCCCUUGUAGUGGUUGUUAGCUACUUCCAUAGUAAAAACAAUUUGGGACAGAGCAGUGGCCCUCAAGAAAAGAAGCCUAGUGGACACACAUCCUAACUGUGAUGAAUCUGGGAUGCAGCUGUACCUUCAUUUAUUACUUUGUUCAGACCAGAACUGCUUACAAUAAUCUGUGUGUGCAUCAGUGAAGCACUCUGUUAUAGGAAAGAGAGAGAAAAAUCAUAUUUUCUAUAUAAGUGUACAUGAUAAAUAUCCAAUAUGAGCAGCUUUUGAUACAAAAAAUCAUUUACAGACCUUGUAAAUCACAGCUUCUGUUGAUAAAUGUUGUAGGGGUUAGUACUGCUGCGCCGCACUGUUUGUGCAAGUUUCUGUAUAGUUUUACUCAUGAGUAAUAAUUUCCAGAGAAGUCCAGAACAGUUCAGAAGUGUAAAGGGAGGGAAUUUGCCUGUGAGUUGAGAGAGUACUAAACUUUGCAUGACAACAGGCUUGAUGCGUGUAGGCUUUACUCGCAGGAGUUAAGUAAUGUACAUACCGAGGUAACAAAUCUGUGUUUAUACGUGUAUGUGGAUGUUUGUAUGUUUGAGUGUGCGUGUGUGUGCCUGGCUUUGUUUAUGCAUGUAAGCAAAUGAAAGUGUGAAACACAGACGGAGAGAAAGGGAAAGAGUGAGAAAGAGCUUGUUCUCUGCCCCAGGUUUGGUGGAUGUGGUCAAGCUGUUUAUGCGUUUCUGUGAUGCCAUCCUCGCAGCCCUCGGUCACAGAGGCAAUAACAAGAGAUUUUUUAACUCGAGAACACACGCAGGAAAUGAUGGCUUUCAUAACACACCUUGGCCAAUUGACCGCCUCAUUGGUGCCACGGUGAUUCUCCAGAGGAACAGCUCGGCUUUCUAAUGUCGGUCCCAGUCAAGAAGUCACACUGGCACCAGGCUGGCUUGCGUGAUGAACAUAAUUACAGUGCUUUGCCCUGUUGCUGCUUCAUGUGUGACACAAGGGAUUAUUAAAGUGUUAAUACAAUGCCACCACACUUUUUUGGCAGAACGACCAAUCUUUCACUAGCUGCUUUGUCUUUCAUGACUCCAUGCGUCUGCUCUGGCUUAUUGCUGAAACACUGUACACUGUUGACACAGCAAUGAAAACCACAUUUAAAAACCAACAUGUUGUCACCACUUUAAGUGUAGAAAGUUAUCCAUCUUUGCCUAGUCUUUUAUGUGGUUUCAGCAGUGAUCAUGCCAUAGUGCCUUAGAGUUAUAAACACAAAAAUUGUAACACUAAUCUUAUAAUUCAUGCUGUCAAGACUGUUAACUUCCUGCAUUGAAAUGCCUUAAUGUUUUUUCUCUUCUAUUUAAAAUAUAUUUUGUCAUAUGUAUCUUAUAUUGAUUGUACUCUGAAGAGCAAAAGUUAUAUUGUUGAAUAAAAUAUGAUGGAUAAAUGGG
Messenger RNA from Morone saxatilis (striped sea-bass), 3435 nucleotides. It is a transcript of the gene efemp1, whose product is annotated as EGF containing fibulin extracellular matrix protein 1. The record is from RefSeq and is a predicted model, not a curated record. The transcript has 11 exons. The coding region runs from base 253 to 1626 and encodes 457 amino acids. Gene Ontology annotation, molecular function: calcium ion binding. NCBI's taxonomy places the organism in Eukaryota, Metazoa, Chordata, Actinopteri, Moronidae.